Naegleria lovaniensis is the source of this 864-nucleotide messenger RNA. RefSeq lists its product as uncharacterized. Bases 1 to 864 code for a protein of 287 amino acids. The record is from RefSeq and is a predicted model, not a curated record. Lineage: Eukaryota; Heterolobosea; Eutetramitea; Acrasida; Naegleriidae. The transcript has 3 exons.
AUGCCAACCUUGACCGUAACCGUCGUCUCAGGAAAUAAUUUGGAAGCUAAAGAUUUCGGUGGUACAUCGGAUCCCUAUGUCUAUGUCCGAGUUGGAUCUCAAUCCUUCAAAACCUCUGUCAAACCAACAACACUCAACCCCAAGUGGAACGAACGCUUUACUUUUACAGUGAACAAUCCUCAAACUGAUGUAGUUCUUUUUGAAAUGUUUGAUCAUGAUCUCAUUGGUUCUCAUGAUCCGAUGGGUCGUGCUCAAGCCUCACUCAAUACCUUGCAACGAGGUGUCCCUCAACAAUUAUCUCUUCCAUUGAUGAAUGCCAAGAGAGGUACUUUAACAGUUGAAUUGGUGGCUCAAGAUUUCGGAAUGGUUCCUCAACAACAACAACAACAGCCUCAAAUGAUGAUGACUGGUGGAUAUCCACAACAACCUCCAAUGGGUUAUCCACCUCAACAACAACCUUAUGGUUAUCCUCCUCAACAACCCAUGAUGACCAGUGGAUACCCUCCACAGCAACAACCUCAAAUGAUGGGAUAUCCACCUCAACAACAACCUCAAAUGAUGGGAGGCUAUCCACCUCAACAGCCACAACAGCCUUAUGGUUAUCCACCUCAACAACAACCACCCAUGAUGAUGAUGAGUGGAACUACGACUACCACAAGUGGCAGUGGUUAUUAUUAUCCUCCACAAACAACGACCCCAGUACAUACGACUACUACGACUCAUUAUCAUCAUAGCCACAAGUCAGGAAAGCAGAUGAAAAAGACCAUGAAGAAAAUUGGCAAGUUCGGUAAAUUUGGUAAAUUCGGAAAGUUUGGUAAGGGUCUUGGAAAAUUCGGAAAGAAGCUUGGAAAGAAGUGGUUCUAA